AUGCCGCCGCCAGAUCCGAAGGUCCAAGAUCCAAGUGGUCUUCAACGCCAUUGUCUCAUCACCAUUGGCGCAACGGCCCGAUUCACGCAGCUUCUCAAAGAGACAAUCGACACGCCCUUCCUUAACGUGCUUUGUGCGCAAGGGUUCACGCACCUCACCAUACAAUGCGGCAAGGAUAUCGACUGGUUCCGCGAUGAAGUACAAGCUCUUGCCACCCGAUCAACGCUUCACAUGUCGACGUUUGAUUUUGUGGACGAUCUCACUCGCAAGAUGACUCUGUGUCGUGCCGAGACGAACAAGCGCCGCGAUGGCCUUGUCAUAUGCCACGCUGGCACUGGCACCAUUCUUGAUGGUCUCCGCAUCAACGCCCCGCUCAUUGUGGUGCCGAACCCGACGCUCAAGGACAACCACCAGGAGGAGCUGGCCGAAGAGAUACAGAGGCAAGGCUACGCCAUCUGGGGCCGCCUUGGCCAGCUUGACUACGCCCUCGAGCAGUCGGCGCUGCUCUGCGCCAAGAACGCCAGCACGUUCCGCUCGCACCCACUGCCCGAGGGCGCGGCAGGCAAGGGCCUCAACAUCUGGAGCGUCAGCAGUGCCAUGAUGAGCAGGUAUCGUGAGCCCGACGAUGCCCCUUCGCAGCGGCAGGCAGAGGAAGGGCCCACUGGAUCGUCCGCAGAACAAGGGCGUGAGGAAGCUGUCCAUCUGAGCAUGGACUAG
Verticillium nonalfalfae is the source of this 717-nucleotide messenger RNA. It is a transcript of the gene ALG13, whose product is annotated as N-acetylglucosaminyldiphosphodolichol N-acetylglucosaminyltransferase catalytic subunit alg13. The record is from RefSeq and is a predicted model, not a curated record. Lineage: Eukaryota; Fungi; Ascomycota; Sordariomycetes; Glomerellales; Plectosphaerellaceae. Gene Ontology annotation, cellular component: UDP-N-acetylglucosamine transferase complex; extrinsic component of endoplasmic reticulum membrane. Gene Ontology annotation, biological process: dolichol-linked oligosaccharide biosynthetic process. Gene Ontology annotation, molecular function: hexosyltransferase activity. The transcript has 2 exons. Bases 1 to 717 code for a protein of 238 amino acids.